UGCACUACAGAGAGGCUGGAUUCAUCAUGGGGAUUAUGCAGCACGUCAUGUUCUGCUUUUCAGAACAGCUACAAAAUAUAUAUAUAUAUGCAAAUCAUAAUAAAAUGAACGUACAGGUAAGAAUGUAGGCCUGCUGCUUUGCAGUGCAGUUAGUUGCGCUGUCCAGUGUGGAAUCAAGCAACUAAUGGGACUUUGUCAAAUUAGAUCUGUGCUCUUACCAGACAGAGGUGACCACUGACGUAGGAUUUAAAUUGCAUAAUGAGCUUGGAGGGUUCACCACUAAGGGGAGAUGAUAAUCCCACAGUUUAAACACUAAUGUGACCUGAAAAGAAAACCAGGCUGCAAAAAUGUCUUGCAACAGUCUCCGAUUUUUGUUGCUGGCAUCUCAGCGCACGAUAGAUGUCACUGCAAUGCAGAGACUGUCGCACCAAAGAGUGCUGCAUCCAUCUAAAUGUAUCCUGGCAAAUGAAGUGACCCGGAUUAAUCUUAACCCACUCUAAAGGGAUGGCAUUGAUUGGGUGGCCUUUAUUUCAAGCUGGAGCAAAAAGCCACUCUGAUUCCCUUUAUUAACAAUACCAAAGGUAAAUGUGGAGCAGAGAUCACUGAAAGAAAGGUAAGCCACUGUAUUCCACUAUUAAGGCCUUGAAAAUAUUAGGAACUUUGGUUGACACUUAUCUAAACAUAGCAUAAACUUGUUUGUUUGAAAGGGUGACGGUCUGUUUUAGGCUAAUGUUACCUAUAUUUUAAAUAAAUAAAAGUCUGCUACUUACAAUGAAACUUUUGUGCUCUUGUUGCUUUGCUCGGCUGGCAAGCUUUAUGAAGAUGCUGAAAUAAUUCAAAAUAAAUAAUUAGCACCUGCCUGCACAACCUGGCUUUCUUAAAAGCUCACAGAAUAUAUUGAGUUGCACCUGAAAAUACAACAGAACUUUUUCUGAGUGCCCUGUGUUUCAUCUUAUUUACUGCACUGCGUUUCAAGAAAAAAAAAACACAAACGGAUGUAGUUCCCACGGUCUUCCACAAGGUGUCAGCAAAACACUGCCCCUCUUAGUUCUGCUUUUCGAUCUGUUUGUCACGAUUCGUUUUGCAGAAAUAAACACUCGUCUUGCAGCGCGUCGUGUACUGUAACAAUGCUCACGUUCUUUCAGUGAUGAUAACGCUAAAACUAAGCACCGCUUUUCCACAUAUUAUUUGCGAAAGUAUCAGUUGGCGGGACAAGGUUUAUUUUAAACCUGUAUUUGCUAUAACAAUUGAUUAAAAACAUGUCCUACAACCCUGCAGCAGUGCAUCCUGAAUAUCUUUUUGACGAACGUUAGAUCUAAAUUGAUCUUGUUAAAUAUUUUAUGAAGUUUGAUUAGGAAAUAACGUUGCAGCUGCUCGUGUUUUGGGUUGAGGGGUUGGGGAAGUGUGUCUUAAUCAAAACAACAGAUCUACAAACGCUCUGCGCCAGCUGCGCUCUGCUGAAGCAGCGACAAUCUUGCUUAUAGACCUGCGGCUCGACCUCACGCCCUCCAAAAGAUUUUACAACGCGCUUCGACCCCUCUCUCCGCUCGCUUGUCCUCUACAUGGACUCCGGGUUUGUUGCUCCCCCAAGCAGCGUGGCCUCCACAUGGACCGUGUCGUCUCCUAACUGCGGGCUCGGGCUCUUCCCGUCGGGGUUUUUUCGUAUGGCCGGAGCCUGCUGCAAAUGUCCGGCCUCUCUGUCCGUGUUGAAGCGCUCCCUCUCGGUGGCGCCGCGAGGCUGCGGCUCCUCUCCCCCUCGGUCCGUCCUGCAGGGCUGGAGGAGGCGCGGGGAGAGGGGCCUGCAGGAGGCCACCAGACCCAGCAGCGCCCUCAGAACCGCGGGUUUCUACCGACAGACAGCAUUUCUUUGUCUCUCCUGCCAGGAGUCUAUGAGCGACAGCCUGCGGACCUGCUACGUAUACCUGAAUCAGACCAGCAGGAGCUUUGCGGCCGUGAUUCAGGCACUGGACGGAGAGCUGAGACAUGCGGUUUGCAUCUUCUACCUGGUGCUUCGUGCACUGGACACAGUUGAGGAUGACAUGACCAUCCCUUUGGAGAAGAAGGUGCCCAUGCUUAACAAUUUCCACACGUACCUGUACCAGGAGGAGUGGUGCUUCACUGAGAGCCAGGAGAAGGACCGUCAAGUUCUGGAGGAUUUCCCUACGAUAUCACUGGAAUUUAGAAACCUUGCUCAGGAAUACAGAGACGUCAUAUCUGAUAUCUGCCACCGGAUGGGAGUCGGGAUGGCUGAAUUUCUGGAGAAGAAGGUGGGAUCCAUGAAAGAGUGGGACCUGUACUGCCACUACGUUGCCGGUCUCGUCGGCAUCGGUCUGUCGCGGCUCUUCUCUGCCUCCCAGCUGGAGGAUCCAGAAGUGGGACGGGACACGGAUCUGGCAAACUCAAUGGGCCUGUUCCUGCAGAAAACAAACAUCAUCCGAGACUAUCUGGAAGACACUCAGGAGGGACGGGCCUUCUGGCCACAAGAGGCGUGGAGCCAGUUUGCGAGUCGUCUGGAGGAUCUAGCCCAGCCCGAGAAGCUGGAGUCGGCUCUGUCCUGCCUCAACCUGCUGGUCACUGACGCUCUGCGUCACGUCCCCGACGUCAUCGCCUACCUGUCUCGGCUGCGCAACCAAAGCGUCUUCAAUUUCUGCGCCAUUCCACAAGUGAUGGCAAUAGCUACCCUCUCUACGUGCUACAACAACCCGAUGGUGUUUCAGGGUGUGGUGAAGAUCAGAAAGGGACAGGCUGUCACCCUCAUGAUGGAAGCCACCAACAUGAGAGCAGUGCAGACCAUCAUCGCCCAGUACAGCCAAGAGAUUUUACAGAAGGUCUCCCUCACCGAUCCGACGCGGGACAAGACGCUGCACAUCCUGGCUGUGAUCCAGGAGAAGUUGGCCCUUCCUCAACCCGACCUCGGCUCCAGGAACCACCACUUGUCUCCUAUGUACCUGUCGGCUGCCAUGCUGCUGGCCGCGCUGAGCUGGCAGUAUCUCAGUACGACAGCUGCCCAGGCACAGGACACGGGGGACAUGCAGUGACUCUUUUCCCGAUUAGAAAACCCCGGUCUUUUCCUGGAUAUCUAGUCCUUCUGUUCCUUGGGGAACAUAAGGAACGUCUUCCCACAUUGGAGUCUCACACCGGCUGUUAAAGAACCACAGACUUGUUGAACUUUGGGAUUCUUUUUGCAGCCUGAUCUAAAAAAAAUUCUGCGGUAUUGACAGGUUCUCAUCCGUUUUGUGUUUACUGCAAAAGGACAAUGUUAGGGUUUUAGACAACAGCUAUCAACCUUUGUGAAGUUCCACUGAUUUUUGUUUUCUGAAAUUUUAGCUUUUUGUGUCCUUGUUGAAUCCUCACUGUGAGAAAGACUUGAAAGUACAUCAGCACUUACACUGUUGGAUCACAUGGACAUAUUCCAAUAACCGAUUUAGAACAUUUCCUGUUUCGUUCAGUUUUGACUUUAUUCAACAAUAUGUGGGAAAGAUCUUUCUGCUAAUUUUAUCAGUCAUGAACUAAAAAAAAAUGGAAUAAAGUGAAAUAUAUUUUAAACAAAAGGAAUUUGUUGGCAAAGUGUCCUUAACAGCUUUGGUGAGUAGAAAGGCUAGCGCAGAGUGACCUUGUACAGAACCAAAGGAGGGCUACAAACAUUGCUAUGUAAUGUGUCAUUUUCAUUUGUAUAUAUUUGAAGAAAUAAAGAUGCUGAAGGGUGCAAUAUGUGUGAAAUCAGA
Molecule: messenger RNA, 3725 nt
Organism: Poeciliopsis prolifica (blackstripe livebearer)
Lineage: Eukaryota; Metazoa; Chordata; Actinopteri; Cyprinodontiformes; Poeciliidae
Gene: fdft1
Product: farnesyl-diphosphate farnesyltransferase 1
Exons: 7
Coding region: 1563-3038 (491 amino acids)
Biological process (GO): farnesyl diphosphate metabolic process; cholesterol biosynthetic process
Cellular component (GO): endoplasmic reticulum membrane
Molecular function (GO): squalene synthase [NAD(P)H] activity
Source: RefSeq, a predicted model, not a curated record